Messenger RNA from Drosophila elegans, 1053 nucleotides. It is a transcript of the gene CIA30, whose product is annotated as complex I intermediate-associated protein 30, mitochondrial. The coding region runs from base 86 to 976 and encodes 296 amino acids. Lineage: Eukaryota; Metazoa; Arthropoda; Insecta; Diptera; Drosophilidae. The record is from RefSeq and is a predicted model, not a curated record. Gene Ontology annotation, cellular component: mitochondrion. Gene Ontology annotation, biological process: mitochondrial electron transport, NADH to ubiquinone; mitochondrial respiratory chain complex I assembly. The transcript is spliced from 2 exons.
UAAGAACAGCUGAUUUUUGUUACGUUGUUUUGCUGCAAAGGCACCUAGUGCUAUAAAAUUUUAUGAAAAUUAAGCAAAUGCCAAGAUGAAUAGCCUCCUGCGACAAGGACAUCGCCUUGGCUGCUGUCUGCCGGCUGUCCAGCAGCAAAUCCACACAACCGCCGUGCAUAGGACUUUCUGGGAGCGCGAAAAGAAGUCCGGCUACAAGACCAAAUUGCCGGAGCCCUCGAAAAAACAGCUCAUCUUGGACGGAUUGAGAGAUCUGAAGGAGGAGAUGAAGCUGUGGCGCCAGGAGGUCAAGGAGCAGCUGGAAAGUGACCCCAUCCUGGUCUUCCGUCCUGGCGAAACGGAUGUGGUGUUCGAUUUCAAGGCGCCGGAUGUGCUGGACAAGUGGACGGUGACCACGGAUGCGGAUCACGGCGAGGGCAAGAGUACUGCCACCCUGGAGCUAAGUGCAGCCGGAGCGGGGCUCUUCCAUGGGGAAGUCAACUCGGAUCACAUUAAGGAUGGAAUCAUCAAGAGGACGGGAUAUGCUAAUAUACGCACCAAGAGAGUGCGGAAAUCCUUCAAGCGCGAGUCCACCUACGACUGGACGCAGUACAACAUGCUGAUCAUGAAAGUCCGAGGCGAUGGACGCAGCUACCUGAUCAAUCUGCACACCGAGGGCUACUUCGAUCUGAUGUGGAAUGACAUCUACCACUACGUUUUGUAUACUCGCGGUGGACCCCACUGGCAGAUCGCCAAGAUUCCCUUCUCCAAGUUCUUUCUCUCCUCGAAGGGACGGGUACAGGAUCGCCAGGGAGCCAUACCGCUGAAUAGGGUGACCCACUUUGGAUUCUCCGUGGCCGCCAAAAAGGGGAUGGAUGGUCCAUUCGGCCUCGAGAUAGAAUAUGUGGGCUUGGAGUACGAUCCAAGUCAUCGCGAGGAGUUCGCCUACGAGAUGUACCAGACACCCAAAUAUAUUGUGGCCACGUAACGUAACGCUUACGUUGCGGCAGUGUUAUUUAAUUGUAGAAUACGUACGAAGAACAGUAAAGAUUGGUUAACAAGCGA